This is a messenger RNA of Grus americana (Whooping crane), 1956 nucleotides long. RefSeq names its product NADH:ubiquinone oxidoreductase complex assembly factor 6 (gene NDUFAF6). The transcript has 9 exons. Gene Ontology annotation, biological process: biosynthetic process; mitochondrial respiratory chain complex I assembly. The record is from RefSeq and is a predicted model, not a curated record. Bases 1216 to 1941 code for a protein of 241 amino acids. NCBI's taxonomy places the organism in Eukaryota, Metazoa, Chordata, Aves, Gruiformes, Gruidae. Gene Ontology annotation, cellular component: mitochondrion.
GGGGUUGGGGGAGGCCUGCAAACGCGUGGGUUUCCCUCUCCUCAGGGGUCAGGGAGUCUGUCUGAGGAAGGGCUGCGAGCGCUUCCCUCCUGACGGAAAGGCUGCCGAGUUUCCUGCAAAAGCUGACUGGGGUUUCCCCCCGGCGGCCCUCGGCCCUGCCUGGGCAUGUCUGGCCGCGAAAAUAACCACGGCGGCCCUGAGGUGAACGGCGCCGGUGGAUGGGGUUGCUCCGGGAGCUCGCCUUUUCGGGGGGAGCAACGGAAACUAGAUAAAUACUUGAGCUACGUGGAUGAUAUAACCUGUAAACGGCAAUUUUCCUCCUCCUGCUUCUUUCAUAGCUGCUUUUCUUCUGAAAUAUUGAAUGUUUCCAUUUCUUUUUCUCAGCUUUUUGGAGAGAAAGAUGAGUGAAGUGGAUGUUUAAAAAUAAUGGAUGUUUUCAGAUCUUCUUGGACACUGGGAGAUAGCCAAGCUUCCCAAGUACUCCUUGGAAAUAAGCACAAACAGAGGAAGUCCGACAGCUGGACAGACAGCUCAAAUAGCUUCUCCGACCUGAAUGCAGGAGGGAGAGGAAGUCUAGUUUUCAAAAGUAUCCAUUUUUGGUCAAAUCCAAAAUGCCCUAAGAGGAGCAGGAGCAUUGCUCAGGCACUUCCAGGCCAUGUGAUGUUUCCUGUUUGGCUUCUAGGCUGUAAACAAUGUGCAAGACCCCUUAGCUGCUUUCUAGUCCAUGAGAGUUCAGAGGUACAAAAUAAAAAAACAAGUCUCUUUGCAAAGACUUAAGUAAUUUCUCAGUAGUCCUAGAUGACUCACAAAAGCAAGGAGAAGGCUUCCAAGCAUGUAUAGAAGUGGAACAGAAUCAUCUUCUCCAGACUGAUGCUUGUAAAAGAUACAAAGGUUCUGUGUGGUCAGCAGUGAUGUUUGUCACAUUUCUUUCCAUUAGUUUUCCUACUUCAGUCUUAAACUUUCUGUGCAGCACCCAGCAACAGACCUUUACAGACGCAUUAGAAUGCAUAGCCAGGUUGCAUUGUCCUUGAUAAAACUUCAUAUUACAGCUUUGUUUUCCUAGUUAUACUACCCAGAAUUUGUUUACCUUUUAUGCAGGAGAUCAGAGGCUGCAUGUACAGUUAAUAUACAGAAAGCGUGACUAUGAAGGGUUUCUGUGUUCUCUGCUGUUACCUGCGGAAUCUCGAACCUCUGCUUUAGCCUUGAGAGCCUUCAAUGUGGAACUGGCUCAGGCAGAUUAAAGACUCCAUAACUCAGAAGACUACGGGUUUGAUGCGAAUGCAGUUCUGGAGGGAGGCUGUGGAAGAUAUAUACUGCGACAACCCACCACAUCAGCCAGUUGCUACAGAGCUGUGGAGGGCUGUCAAGAGGCACAACUUGACUAAAAUGUGGUUCAUGAAGAUCAUUGAUGAAAGAGAGAAAAAUUUGGAUGAUAGAGCGUACCGUAACAUCCAGGAGCUUGAAAUGUAUGCUGAGAACACUCAGAGCGCUCUCUUGUACCUCACCUUGGAAAUGCUGGGUGUGAGGGACAUCCAUGCUGACCAUGCAGCCAGUCACAUUGGGAAAGCGCAAGGCAUAGUUACCUGUUUAAGAGCAACUCCCUAUCACAGUACAAGACAAAAGGUCUUUCUUCCCAUGGACAUUUGUAUGUUGCAUGGAGUUUCACAAGAGGAUUUCAUAAGAGGCAAGCAAGAGAAAAAUGUGAGAGAUGUAAUUUAUGACAUUGCCAGCCAGGCCCAUAUUCAUCUAGAACAUGCUAGGUCUUUCAGUAAGAAAGUUCCUGUGAAGGCAUACCCUGCUUUUUUCUGUACGGUUGCUUUAGAUGAUUAUUUAUGUAAUAUGCGAAAAGUGGACUUCAAUAUAUUUCAUCCAAGUUUACAAAAGAAGAGUACGUUAUUACCACUGCAUUUAUAUAUUAGAUCUUGGAAAAAAACAUAUUAAAGUUGGUUUUCUUUU